Metarhizium brunneum ARSEF 3297 is the source of this 2700-nucleotide messenger RNA. It is a transcript of the gene pet127, whose product is annotated as mRNA degradation protein pet127. The record is from RefSeq and is a predicted model, not a curated record. NCBI's taxonomy places the organism in Eukaryota, Fungi, Ascomycota, Sordariomycetes, Hypocreales, Clavicipitaceae. Gene Ontology annotation, cellular component: mitochondrial envelope; mitochondrion. Gene Ontology annotation, biological process: mitochondrial RNA 5'-end processing.
AUGCUUCGCGUUCGAUGCUGCAGUGGUCAAUUGGCCAGGUCGCUGCAUUGUACAAGAGCCCAACAGGUCGCAAGCCCACUGCGGAGGUCAAGGCCUCUGUCCACAACCCAGUACUUGACCACGGACCCGAGCGAUGGCAAACCCGCGCCCAGCACCCAAACACCACGAAAGCAAGACCGAGAUGAGCAGAAACCCGAGGAAACCCAAAAGAAAUGGGCAUCGUUUUUCAAACCCGAAGCAGUAGGCCAAUCCGAAACUACUUUGCCUUCGAACGGCGACUCGACACCUGCCGAGGCGCGUGAUCAGAGUAAUAGGGGAAUUUGGACAACGCUCCGCUCGAGAAUGGAGGUUUCUAAAGAUAACGAGGCCACAGAGACGGCCGUUUUAAAAAAUAAUGAGAAGGACGCCGACACAGCAACGAGCGACGAAGCCUCGGAGCCAACACCGAAGAAGGGAGCAUCAAAAUCCAAACGGAUAAGAGGCAAAGCGGCCUUGGACGUAAAAGUAAUUAGACCACAUAAGUUGAAGCUAAAACCUGUCAAGGAAAACGUGUCUCAACAACCGCCACCGCACUUGAGCUAUAACUUGGACAGAGUGCUUUUUAAUCCCGGGGUGUAUCAUAUGCAGGAUCAUCGGUCUGGCGUAUUCAAUUUCGAUCCCUACUUGGCAUCCAUCAUGCCUGUUGACGAAUUUGAUUUUGACGCAUUGAAAGAAUAUACAACGUCAUCCAAAGACUCCAAGCUACGAGAGCUAUGUGCUGCACACGGACUUAAAUACUGUGGCUCAACAUCAAGUAUGACAUCCAUUUUAUCGCACUUUCACUUUCUCCUUUCGGCUUGGAGGCAACCAAAUUUUGAUAGCCUUUCCAAGUCGCUUACGCCCGAGUCCCUGAAUUUCACCGCCCUUAGCCGUGGGCCAGCCGCUGCAUUUGCACACUUCAAAGACGGCGUGUAUGCAAUUGACGCAGACAAGGAGUACGAUACGGAGAAUAUUCUUAGCAUGCUGGGCAAGUCGAUGGAGAAGUUACUUACGUUGCCAAAGGAAGAGUUUGAAAAGUACCGACGUUCAGGCUCCCAUAAACUUUCGGAAGAAGAAAAGAAUGCAGAGGAGGCGUAUCACUUCACCACACUCGGCGACUUUAUGAUGCGGUCACAACUUGACGCCCACGAUCCUCGAUUGCCCGGCUCAGGGGUGUUUGAUUUAAAAACAAGGGCGGUAGUCUCGAUACGGAUGGACGUAAAGGGCUAUGAAAAGGGAGUCGGCUACGAGAUCCGGAAGCGCUUUGGACAAUGGGAAUCCUUUGAACGCGAGUAUUACGAUAUGAUUCGAGCAGCAUUCUUGAAGUACUCGUUACAGGUCCGGAUGGGCCGCAUGGAUGGCAUUUUUGUAGCCUUCCAUAACACGCAGAGGAUAUUCGGGUUUCAAUACAUCAGUUUGGCAGAAAUGGACCAUGCAAUUCAUGGCACACACGAUCCACGGCUGGGGGAUGAGGAGUUCAAGGGCAGCAUUGCCUUGCUUAAUGACCUCAUGAAUCGAGCCACUCAGCGAUUUCCGGGGCGAACUCUACGAUUACAUGUCGAGACACGGCCAACAAAGGUUCCUCUGACUUACUUUUUUGUAGAGCCAGUAACCGAAGAGGAAAUGAGAAAGACACAAGAGGCCGAGAAGCCGUCAAUGGAGCAACUAGAGCGCGAAAUUCAGAGUCUCAGUCGUGAAGAACGAGAGGCAGAGUCUGCUGGAGCUACCGAGACUGUUCCAGGAGAAACGACGAAGGGUGAAGAGUCCGAUAGAGGUUCUGAUGAUAUUUCCGUCGACGAUCCACAGAAUGAGGAUACUUGGAAGGAAAUGAUGUCCAAGGUUGACGAAGCAGUCGAGAAUGAAUCCCUGGGGGUGCGGUCCAUACGAGAGGCAGUCCAGGAAGCCCUUGAACAGAGUGGUCUUCUUCAAAAUAAGACAGAAUUGGAGAGCGAGAAAUACUUGGAUGAACUGGUUUCGGCGCUCACGGCCCAUUCGUCGGAAGCUAAAGAGUCACGGCAGGCUCAGGCAGAUAAAGAUGAAGAAACUGACGAAAAAAAGGCGACGGAUGGCCAACCCGACUCUGAUAGCACCACAUUGGCCAACCUUAUUGUCAAAGUGACCAGAGGUAUCAACAAGAACAGUACCAACUUGAGACCAUUUGAACGCAAGGUUGUCGACUUGGCAACUCAGGCCAGAAAGGCAGAUUUUAUUCCAGCUCAUGAAAGAGACGCAAGGAGGGACGCCGAUGACGCCGAACUCGUGGAAUCGGCCGCUGAUGUCGACGUUGACACGAAAACAGAUGGCAGUGUCCCCGAAGAACCGACGCCGGAGCUCCUGGGCAUGUACGUCACCAUUCGCAACAAAGUCAAUGGCGAAUUCGUCGACCGACCGUUUGGGGCCGAGAAGAAGUUUGACUGGUCUGUGCAAUACACAAUCACUGAGUUACCAGACAAGAGAGCACAAAGCAUCUACCCCAAGAUUAAGAAGCGUAGAAAGGACGUUCUGGCCACAGAUCCUGGUGCUCGUUCAGCCGACUGGUACCGCAUGUUCAAGGGCAAGUUACCCAUGAUGACCAAAAAAGGGGAAAAGUUCCGCGAGAGGCGAAAGCAAAAGGAAGCUCGGAGUCCAGUGUAUGUCGCAUGGGACAAGGUUCCACUGCCUUCGAAUGCGGGGAGCAGUUGA